Messenger RNA from Osmerus eperlanus (European smelt), 1924 nucleotides. RefSeq names its product cation channel sperm-associated auxiliary subunit epsilon-like. NCBI's taxonomy places the organism in Eukaryota, Metazoa, Chordata, Actinopteri, Osmeriformes, Osmeridae. Gene Ontology annotation, biological process: flagellated sperm motility; sperm capacitation. The transcript is spliced from 15 exons. The record is from RefSeq and is a predicted model, not a curated record. The coding region runs from base 3 to 1808 and encodes 601 amino acids. Gene Ontology annotation, cellular component: sperm principal piece; CatSper complex.
GCAUGGAACUGGGAACUUUGCUUGCAUGGGAGGACCAUAGGCUACUCAUGGGCUCUGAAGUCUUCAAAGGAAGCAAGAGCAGAUAUUUUCAGCCAUUGCUGGUGCUGCCUCCUGAUACCACCAUCCUGACAGCCUGCUUUGGUUCCCAGCCAGUCACGCUAGCCUGUCUGGUGAUAAACACCUCCCCCGAUUCCCCUUCACACCCCUCUCUCCUCAUCUACAACCUGGUGGACAAGGCCUGGAAGACCAGCACUUUCCUGACCAAAUUCAAGGAGGGCGAACACCCUGUCGGACCUUUCCAUAUGCACUUCCUGAGCUCCGCUAUGGAUGCGCUGCUGCUGUGGAACGAUCACACCAUCAUCUACAGCUUCAGGAACGACAACGACUGGGGCGAGUUACUCCUCGCCAACGGCAGCAACGUGAACGUGGCUUCUGGGGGGGAAAAGAUACACCAGGUGAUCCUGGACCAGAGUUGGAACAUGCUGGUGAAAAUGGAGAACAACAUGCUCUAUUACUGUAAAGUGGGUAUGCCUGAGCUGGUGUCUUUACACGCCUGGAGAAAGCCGAACACAAGCAAUGUGAUCUACAUGGACCAGAAGGACCAGUUCACCCCAAUUGUCCAGACACCAGAUGGGAAACUGCACGAACAGAUGUACCCAUUACUUAUGGAAACUAAGAGCUCUAUGCACAUGACGCACCACAGCUGCCCUUUCAUCACCUUCAAGAACAGUAUGACUGCACUGGCAUACUACAUGGACAAAGGAGACACAAUUACAAUUUGGGCCCAGAUUGUCUAUACAGAGGGACAAGGGGUUCAUGUGAUGUUGCUGAACAACAAUAAGCAUUUGUUGAUCAUCUCCCAGAUGUCCCACUCUCAAAUGGCGCUAGAAGUCGGCACUAUUAACAUGACUAUCACGAUCAGUCAGAAAGUGGACUACGAAAAUGUCGAGAGAUACUCGGAUCUGAUUGAACAGACCAGUGGUGUUAUGACCUUGGAACUGCUUCCCAACCAGAUUGGCAACACUUGUACCCUGCUCGCUAACCGGGUAUCCCAUUUUCAUGUUGGCUGCCCACCAAAGAGACACAUCCGUGUUGCAAGGCCUUGGGGCAUGACUUGUGAGAUUAACACCCUCAGAAACUACACCAUUCCAAGAGAUGUACUGAGGAGCCACUCUAAGGAUUUUUUAGGAGAGGAUUUGAUGGUGGAAUACGACUGGGAGAAAUUUGGAUGUCUUCUCAAACUACACUACAGUACUGAAUUUAAUCCCCACUUAGACCUGUACGAUGGGAAUACUUUCAUCAAGAGUGUGGAUGCCAACUACAUUAUCUGGGAGAUAUUUGGACGGAAUGACUAUUCCUUCAAUACGACCAUGCAACAGAUAAAUUGUCUGUCUGAGGCCCAGACCUGGACGUCCAAGCUGACUGAGGGCAAGAGUCUGGAGACAGCCUGGGGCCCUGAGAACUACCGGAGCUGUUUCACGGUGGUGCCUGAAAAGCUGGGAGACCUGGACCAGCCUUACGAGAUCCUGAACCGGAGUUCUGGGAACUACCUGACCUUCUCACAAGUGGACAGUGCCAUCUAUGUGUUCCGUGUGAAAAUAUUGGACCCCAAUUACAGCUUCUGUGAUCUGACUGCUGUGUUCGCUGUCCAGACCUUUGGCAUUAGCCGUCCGAAGUAUGAGUAUCUCACUGUGUAUGUGGCUUUGAUUUUCGCCUUCCUCUCUCUCUGCAUACUGGGCUACAGUUACUGUCGAUAUGUCAAAAUCUUCCGUAAAGUCCUUGCUGCUAGAAAGAUGAAAGACGAAUAAGUAAUGCAUAUAUUAUAAUAUAUGCAUUUCAUAUAAAGAUUAGUUCCAAGUUUUUUUCUUUGAUGCAGUUGCACUUUCAGAUUCCUUGUAGUUGAAUAAAAAUGUAUUUUCAUGCA